AUGUCGUCCGUCAACAGACCGCUCUACGAGCGCAUUGAUGAUGCAAUCUCCUUAUGUUUUCUUGCCGCUGUGGUAUUGUUAUACUUCCUGAAAGUAUCGGAUGUUCGACUGUACUUUGAACACACCCAACUUCUUAUGUGGAUCUGGGCCGCAAUACCUGGCGUAGUCGCUUCUCACUAUUUGAUCCUUGCCGCUAGUUGCAUCCUCGAGCCUUACUCUCAACGUGCUCGAAACUUUCGAACAAGGACGGCCAUCAUGACGGGCUACUCUGGGAACUACCGCACAGAGGUCACACGUGAUCUGCGAACGUGGGCUGCUAAGAGCCUGAACGACAUCAGGAACCACCACUCAGCGCUCAUUCAAUAUGUAGGGGCUGUGAUCGGACGUUACGAUCCAACCUUUGAUGUUGCACGAGAACUUUUCUGGACAUUCUAUUUACUGCCCGAUGCUGUAGAGCAAAGUACAAAGGACUUGAUCAACUCAGAGCCUCGAUACCAGUGGCAUAAGUUCAUCCAAGACAAAGAUGAACGCAAGAGUUCGAGGUAUCAGGGUCCGGGAGUGUGUGCGGCAGCAGCAACAGCAACAAUGUGA
Molecule: messenger RNA, 591 nt
Organism: Trichoderma harzianum CBS 226.95
Lineage: Eukaryota; Fungi; Ascomycota; Sordariomycetes; Hypocreales; Hypocreaceae
Exons: 2
Coding region: 1-591 (196 amino acids)
Source: RefSeq, a predicted model, not a curated record